Oncorhynchus mykiss (rainbow trout) is the source of this 1472-nucleotide messenger RNA. RefSeq names its product vesicle-trafficking protein SEC22b-B. Gene Ontology annotation, molecular function: SNAP receptor activity. Gene Ontology annotation, biological process: endoplasmic reticulum to Golgi vesicle-mediated transport; retrograde vesicle-mediated transport, Golgi to endoplasmic reticulum. The record is from RefSeq and is a predicted model, not a curated record. NCBI's taxonomy places the organism in Eukaryota, Metazoa, Chordata, Actinopteri, Salmoniformes, Salmonidae.
GGCGCAACAACAUGGACUUCCGGCCAGCUCACACAUCGAGCUCCCCUCCAGCGCGUCAGAAUUGACAGCAGAAGCUACGCAGCCAAGUUUAUAUGAAGUUUUGGCACAGCCAGUAAACACCUACAACCCAACCUGUAGUGUGAAUUUGAGAGAUUUCGGUCAAUAUGGUUUUGCUGACAAUGAUCGCUCGGGUAGCAGAUGGACUGCCGCUUGCUGCAUCGAUGCAAGAAGACGAGCAGUCAGGAAGAGACUUGCAACACUACCAGAGCCAGGCUAAGCAGCUCUGCCGCAAACUCAAUGCCCAGAGCCCCAACAGAUGUACCCUGGAGGCUGGGGUCAUGUCUUUCCACUAUGUAUUAGAACAUGGCGUGUGCUACUUGGCCUUGUGCGAAGCCGUGUUUCCCAAGAAGCUGGUCUUUGGGUACCUGGAAGACCUCCAGACAGAAUUCCAUGAGCAGCAUGGAAAGAAAGUCCCCACAGUCUCCAGGCCGUACUCUUUCAUCGAGUUUGACACGUACAUCCAGAAAACCAAAAAAAACUACAUUGACAGCAGGGCACGGAGGAACCUGGGCAGCAUCAACACAGAACUGCAGGAUGUCCAGCGGAUCAUGGUGGCAAACAUUGAAGAGGUCCUGCAACGAGGAGAGGCCCUAUCAGCUCUCGACACCAAAGCCAGCAAUCUGUCCAGCCUUUCAAAGAAGUACCGCAGCGAUGCCAAGUACCUCAACACCCGAUCCACCUAUGCCAAGAUAGCAGCCGGGGCAGUCUUCUUCAUUACACUUAUUGUCUAUGUGCGUUUCUGGUGGAUCUGAUGCGUAAGGACUGUGAAAGAGGAGAUAGUCUGGGUUCCCUUUGUAACCAAAUAUUAAAACUGUCAAUUGUAAUAUAUUAAUGGUUUCUGUUAACAGCAAAGCUUAAGUUCCUACAUGGGUGCCUUAGGGGGAGGGUGGGACCUUGUACACGGGUGCCUUAGGGGGAGGGUGGGACCUUGUACACGGGUGCCUUAGGGGGAGGGUGGGACCUUGUACACGGGUGCCUUAGGGGGAGGGUGGGACCUUGUACACGGGUGCCUUAGGGGGAGGGUGGGACCUGGUCUGUGUACUGGAUGAGUGGAUGGACUCAUGUCUGUUUCAGCUGUGUGUCAUGUCGAAUAUCUGUAUGGACACAUACUGACCUGUUGUUCCUAAUGUGAGCGAGGUGUAGCUUUCUGUGCAUUCAUAGUGUUUGUAUAAUCCCAUUCGCUGGAGUAUAAAAGGGAUUGAAAAUGUGUUAGCAAUGUUUACAUUACGAGGUGGAGGUUCUUUACCAUGUCUCUGAAGGAAAAUUCUAUAUGCAAAUGGUCUUAAGUGUGAAACAACUUGUUACCGUGAGUUUAUUGUUUACAAAACAUACAUAAUUGUAAGUAAUUAUUUGUUCAAAGGUAUAUUUACUAUCUUCUCAAUGUUUAUCAGAAUAAAAAAAUUGGAACACUA